GUGUUGGAGCAAGAAAAGUGCCAAGAUUGGAAUGAUGAGUAGGAAUUGAUAUAAGUUACCAAUUUUGUGUGGGUUAGCACUCAUUCCAUCUCCCCUCUUUUUCUAACUCUGUCAUGCCCUCUUUCUCUUUCUUUCUCUCUUCCUUUCUUUAUCUCUUAUUUUCUUUUUCUCUUAUUUUCCAUCUUGCUUUCUUUUUCUUUCUUUCUUUCUUUCUUCCUCUCUCUCUCUUAAUCUCUCUCUUUUUUCUCUCUUUCCACAUAGAUAUACGCUGCCUUCAGGAUAAAAAAAAUGUAAGACUGCAAUAUUCAACAGGUUGGCAGAUGGACAGGGGAAAGGCAAGCCAGCACCACUUCCACAGUCAAGGCCCAUAAAUGCCCUCACUGCCCUGGAAGUUUUACGAGAAAGUCACAUUUGAAGGACCAUUUGCGAACUCACACGGGCGAGAAACCAUUCUCAUGCCCCCGCUGUUCUUACCGCUUUGCCCGUAAAUAUGAUCUGAAACGGCACUUUCACAUUCACUUGUUCAAGGAGCAGCAGCAGAGUUCAGCCUGAAGGAGCACACUGGGAAAAAGAAUGGUUGACUUGGAAGCACAGAGGACUCAGGGAGCAGAUGUCAAGAAAGUACGGACCAAGUUAGAGAAGCGCUUCUCAUGCGAGCACUGCCCAUUCCGCUGUACCAGAAAACAGCACCUUAGAGACCACCUCCGCAUUCACACAGGCGAGAAGCCCUUCUCAUGCCCACACUGCCCCUUCCGUUGUGCCUUUUCCAGCAUUCUGAAACGUCACAUUCGGACACAUACAGGAGAGAAGCCCUACAGUUGCCCCCACUGUUCCUUCUGCUGUGCUCAGCACAGUACCUUGUGGAGGCACAUCCGUGUAAAGCAUUUUAGAACCUGAAAAGUGUUUCAGAUUGAAAUAUUACUCAGAGCAAUAGUAAUUUUUUUUUGACAUGUAUAGAGCUUUUGCCACAUAGAUGAGUCAGUCACUAUGUUAUUAUCAUAUUUUGUAAUAUCAGCAGGAAGA
This is a messenger RNA of Penaeus indicus, 1023 nucleotides long. RefSeq names its product protein krueppel-like. Gene Ontology annotation, molecular function: RNA polymerase II transcription regulatory region sequence-specific DNA binding; DNA-binding transcription factor activity, RNA polymerase II-specific. The transcript is spliced from 2 exons. The record is from RefSeq and is a predicted model, not a curated record. The coding region runs from base 574 to 897 and encodes 107 amino acids. Lineage: Eukaryota; Metazoa; Arthropoda; Malacostraca; Decapoda; Penaeidae. Gene Ontology annotation, biological process: regulation of transcription by RNA polymerase II.